CAAUCAGCGCUGCCGCGUCAUACGGAAGUGCAAUGGCGGCGAAUGGAGCGACUCAGGAGUCGUGCAAGGAUAAUAAACAUAAAGCAAGCACCGCAGAAAUGAGUCCUGAUGCGUUGAGUAGACUUUCUUUCCAGGAGUGUUUCUCUAACUUAAUCGAGUCGAUCACAGAGUUUAGCUCUGAGCUGAAAAUAAGCCCUGAGGUUUUAAGCAUCACUGCAAGCGUGAGUGCUCUGAACUGCACUGAACUACAGCCAUCGCAUGUGUACAACUGUUUACAGCAGCACAUCUCCAAGUUACAGUCCGUAUCGGUACAUCUGAAACAAAUAUUGGAUGCUGAGAGCCCAUCUGAUUCAGCCAAUAAUGAAAAAACAGAGAAAUCCAAGAAGAAGUUUGCAGCAACAUCUGAAGAAGAGAGAAUUGUAGACAGAGAGCUCUUUCCUACUACAUCACACCAACACACUGCUUUGAAAGACAAUGUGACGUCCCAACAUGAUGACCGCAGUGUUCAGAUCAAAGCUGGCAAAGCUGAGAUUGAACGUAGGAUCUCUGCAUUUAUAGAGCGCAAACAGCUGGAGAUCAAUGAAAACAAUGUGCGGGAGUUUUGCAAUGUGAUCAACUGCAAUCAGGAAAACAGUUGUGCCAGAACGGAUGCAGUCUUCACACCCUAUCCAGGUUUCAAGAGUCAUGUCAAAGUGACCCGAGUGGUGAAUACAUAUGGGCCCCAAACCCGAGGUGGGCGCUCUGAGCAGGGAGAGCAGCAGCAGGGCUCGUACAGCAGAGACUGUGGAAACCCUGCCAUUGAGGAGCGGCUACACAACAUAGAAGCUCACCUGAAGCUAACAGCAGGUCCUGUGCCUCAGAGCAUUUACCAGAGGCUGAAGAAGUUAGAAGAUCGAAUCUUGGAGCUUGAGGGUCUUUCCCCGGAGUACUUCCACUCCAUGAGUUACUCUCACAAACGUCCGAAAGUCUCAGUUUCUCAGAGCUACAGCCUAUCUGAGUUAGAUGGGAAGAUCAGUGCAGUUAGAACUGCUUUACUGAAGAGAGCGAGCGAGUUCCAGUCCAGAGAUGUGAGGGAGUUUCCAUUCUGACAAACACACGCUUGUCGAACAGUGUACCUCCACCCUGAAGAUUUGUCAUUUUUUUGUACACUUGAUAUUGUGAAUUGAAAAUGAACCCUGUUUUUGCUUACUAGUCAUCUGAUUUGUGAGUUAAGAGGUUGUGUACAUGCUGUCAUUUUCAUUUUUGUAAAUAUAUUUUUUUUUCUGCAAAAAUAUUGAGUAUUUGAAUAU
Molecule: messenger RNA, 1289 nt
Organism: Pangasianodon hypophthalmus (striped catfish)
Lineage: Eukaryota; Metazoa; Chordata; Actinopteri; Siluriformes; Pangasiidae
Gene: mbip
Product: MAP3K12 binding inhibitory protein 1
Exons: 9
Coding region: 33-1088 (351 amino acids)
Cellular component (GO): cytosol
Source: RefSeq, a predicted model, not a curated record